Messenger RNA from Papilio machaon (common yellow swallowtail), 605 nucleotides. RefSeq names its product ATP synthase subunit d, mitochondrial. Gene Ontology annotation, biological process: proton motive force-driven ATP synthesis. Gene Ontology annotation, molecular function: proton transmembrane transporter activity. Bases 78 to 605 code for a protein of 175 amino acids. NCBI's taxonomy places the organism in Eukaryota, Metazoa, Arthropoda, Insecta, Lepidoptera, Papilionidae. The record is from RefSeq and is a predicted model, not a curated record. The transcript has 3 exons.
UUAAGAUUUAUGAACAAAAUGUUGUCAAGUUGUCAAAUAUAUAAUUACGAAAAAUUAACGAUCUAAUUACAAUAACAAUGGCAAAAAGAUUUACAAAACCUUCAAUCAAUUGGGUAGAGAUUGAGAAAAGAUAUCCGCCUCAGCAGCAAAAUAAUUAUAUGGCAUUCAAAGCCAAAUCCGCGGCUUAUUUGCAAAGAGUACAAGCUAAUCCAGCUGAGAUGCCAAAAAUAGAUUGGGAAGCAUAUAAGAAGUUAAUUCCUCAAUCUAAUAUUGUGGAGAAGUUCAAGUCUGAUUUAGAGAAAUACAAAGUUCCUUAUCCACAAGACAAUGUCACAUCGCAGAUAGACGCGCAGUGGAAGACAAUUGAAAAAGAUGUACAACAGUUCUGCGCUGAACAACAGAAACAUAUUGAUGCCGCAUCUAAAGAAUUGAAAAGAAUACAAGCUCUUCCAAAGUUUGAAGAUAUGACAAUGGAGAUGUUUUAUUAUUUGUACCCAGAAAGGGCAAUAGAUCCCGUGAACAGACCAACCUUCUGGCCCCAUAACCCAGAGGAACAGCCUGGAUAUGUAACUCCUGAAGCAAAAACUUCAAAAAGUUCGCAUUAA